Medicago truncatula (barrel medic) is the source of this 933-nucleotide messenger RNA. Its product is annotated as probable peroxygenase 4. The coding region runs from base 59 to 748 and encodes 229 amino acids. Lineage: Eukaryota; Viridiplantae; Streptophyta; Magnoliopsida; Fabales; Fabaceae. Gene Ontology annotation, molecular function: monooxygenase activity; calcium ion binding. The transcript has 7 exons. The record is from RefSeq and is a predicted model, not a curated record.
AUGCCUUUAAGAGAAACUAAUUAAUGCUUUCUAAUAAAGAAAGAAUCUGGUGGAAAGAAUGAAACGCAAGUAUUGGGAAUCAUACAUAACAGUUAUCAAACCCAUUACAAGAAUUCAAAUAUUUCUUUUAUUUCUUUUUCUGCAUCAAAUAUCUAUGGCAACCUCAUCUUCUACCACAAACAACAACGGAGAGAAACAAAUAGAACAUGAUCAAAAUGUUCUACAGAAACACGUUGCAUUCUUCGACAGGAAUCAUGAUGGCAUCGUCUACCCAUGGGAAACAUUUCAAGGAUUUCGAGCAAUAGGUUGUGGAAUUAUACUGUCAAGUUUUGCAGCUAUUUUCAUAAACUUUGGUCUUAGCCAGAAAACUCGCCCGGGAAAGUUUCCAUCUAUAUUUCUACCAGUAGAAAUUAAAAACAUAACAAAAGCAAAACAUGGAAGUGACUCUGGUGUCUAUGAUAACGAAGGAAGGUUUGUUCCUUCAAUAUUUGAAGAAAUUUUCAGCAAGCAUGCAAGAAAACACCCAAGUGCUUUAACUUCUGAUGAAUUGAUGGGGCUGUUGAAGGCCAAUAGAGAGCCUAAGGAUUACAAAGGAUGGCUUGCUAGUUACUCGGAAUGGAAGAUCUUGCAUGUUCUUUGCAAAGAUAAGGAUGGUUUACUACACAAAGAAACCAUUCGUGGUGUUUAUGAUGGGAGCCUUUUUGAACGUAUGGAAAAGGAGCACUCAGAAAAGAAGAAAAAUAAAUAAAUAUCGACUAUUCGCAUUGUGAAAUUAGGAUUUAUGUGUCUAUUUGAAUUUCUAUUUGUGUUUCUUCAAGGUAUGGGGGUAUGUUGUGUGAGUGUGGAUCUUAAGGAUUGAUGUUUGAGUUCUACUUGUUACAUUUUAUGUUGUGCAUAGAUAAUUUGAUCAUGUUUUUACUUUUACUCUCCAAA